ACGUUCAAGUGAACGUCGCUUCCGGGUAGAGUAGUCAAUAAAGAUGUUGUUUUGAUUCCGCCAGUGGAUAUACGUACAGUACACGACAGCUUCAUAUUUCGUCAAAUAUAGCCAAGUAUUCGCUCUUACCUGGGUUUAAUCUUUUUGCAAUUUGUUUCCCAGAAGUGUUAUUUUCCAGGAAUGGUAUGGGUCCUAAUGACCUAGCCAAUUUUUGUUAGCGCUUCUCACGCAAAUAAGCUAUCAGGCUAACAGCAGCAACGAGUAAAUGUUGAGUAUCGCCGUUGUCGCAUUGUUUAUGGUACUUAAUCACGUAUAAUGGGUUCAUUGUAGAUUAGGCAGCUCGCGGUUUCAUUGUAAAACUUUCGCCGUUAUGUGUGUCAUUUCGGGAGCUAACUAGGAGCACACGCGCGUACUCAUCGAAGCGUACGCAAUUCCACGACAGGAGUAAAUUGAAUGUUUCUUUGAGAAAAUCAUGCCAUGAUGGUGCUCCGGCGGCUCCUGAGGAAGCGCUGGGUGCUGGGUGUCGUCUUUGGACUGUCGCUCAUCUACUUCCUCACCAGCACGCUGAAACAUGAAGAGCGCACUAUAGGGGACCGCGCCCUCCUGGAGGUGAGGGACUCCGAGCAUCGCAUCCCGUGGAAGGUGCGCUUCAACCUGGGCAACAGCAGCCGGCAGAUGGGCAGAUGUCGGAACUCCAUCCAGGGCAAGACGCUGCUCACGGACGAGCUGGGUUAUGUGUGCGAGCGCAAAGACUUGCUGGUGAACAGCUGCUGCAACGUCAACGCUCCGCGAACGAGGCAGCACGUCUGCAAAAGCUGCCUGGCCAGUGGCUGCUGCAGCGUUUAUGAGUACUGCGUGUCCUGUUGCCUCCGGCCAGAUAAGCAAGCUCUCCUGGAACGCUUUCUGAACCGUGCUGCCGAAGGCUUCCAGAACCUGUUCACUGCUGUGGAGGAUGUCUUUGAGCUGUGCUUGGCCAAGUGUCGCACCUCCUCCCAAAGCGUUCAGCACGAGAACACCUACCGAAACCCUCAAGCCAAGUACUGCUACGGAGAGAGUCCGCCGGAACUCUUUCCCAUCUGAACUGUUGCCACCCAGUGGAACCACGACGGCUUCCUUUUUACCAUGAAAGCAGAUGAACUGCCAAUUUGUGAUUUACACCUCAUAAGUGCAUCCACGCUGAUUCCAUCCAGUCAUCCGUGAUGAUCUGCGGCAGCUACCGUUUGUCCAGGAUCACGCAGAUAUCAUAAUUCUGGUACUUCCUCCAAAAAUGUGGCAGGCAGAUUUCUGAUUCAUUUUUGUUAAUACCCAGAAAUGGGUAUCAAUUAAUAUUGAUAGGACAAAAUGAAGGCAAUACUAUUUACACCAUAAUAAGACAUUUUUGGGGUAAAGCACAGUUGUGCAAUUGAGGGGGAAAAACAUUGAAGGAUUAAGAGAUCAAUUGCUCUUUUUUUUGUGAGCUAUGUUUUUUUAAAUCUGUUCGGGAUAGGAGGAUGGAAAACGUACAAUUGAGAGGCAUUUUUUGUUGAAGAAAAUGAAGAAAUUAACAUUGUGACAAAAAUGAUAGGCCAUUGUGAUGAUCCGCAGUACCAUCAAAAGAUUUGGCCAAAGAUAAGACUUCAUUCUCAAGACAUUAAUGUUGUUAUCACUCAUUCAUUAACAAUUUAUUAAUUUUCACUUUUAAUGCGAACUCACAAACAAAAAUGCCCCACCAGAUAAAUAUAAGCAAAUCCACCACUAAGGUGAUGCAAUAUUUUUAUAUCGGUCCCUCCUUGAUGAAGGUCUACCUCCUCUUGAGGGCCAUCACUUAUGAAGCAAAAUAUAUUUCAGUAUACAGGGAGUCCUCCAGUUACAAACGACAUACAUUCCGACAUUGGCGAGGUGACCCGAAUUUCCCGUUAAAGUCACAAUUACGUCAAAAUAUUACGUAUAAAAAAAGUAAAAUACUGUUACGAAUUGGGUCGCAUGCAUUCUUCAGGUUGCAAUGUUGAUGUGUGGCUAUUGUGUUUUAAAUGCUGUCACUAAACGCAGCGCUUGACUGGAGUGUGAGUGAGGGAGGGAGAGAGGGGUGGAAGACUGUUCGUUUUUGUAGGCUACGGCUUAACAGUAGUCGUGUUCCCUGCUGUCUCUUGCAAAUAAAGUAUUGAAAAUGAACAAAGCUAGUGUUGUCCUUGUAAAUGCUACAAUACAUUCAAAUAAAAAAAAGGUGCUGUACUUGGCAUUACUGCUAUGAGGUGGAUGAAGAAGAAUGGGAGGAGGGGCUAAAUGGCAGAUGAGGCACAGGCUUCCUCGGUCGAGGGCAUCGUAACCGGAGGAUAUCGGAAAAUAUCGCGCAACACAUAAAUAUAUUCCCAUGUAUGAGUUUUGGCUUAUAUGUUCGAAUCGAUUGCAAAACAUGGAAAGGGGCAAUCGUGCAUAUUUUGCAAUCGGCACCCUUUAUCGUGACAUAUUUAAAAUGUAUUACAAUAUCAUACAAUGCAUUGCAAGUAAUACAUUGGUAAAUAACUUUUCCUUUCAUAAGGGAUCCUACGAGUUGUUUCCCAGCGUUAAGUGUAUCAAUGCAUGUUAAUGAAAUGACUUGAAUAAAAGUGGCUGAUGAAAA
Molecule: messenger RNA, 2599 nt
Organism: Corythoichthys intestinalis (scribbled pipefish)
Lineage: Eukaryota; Metazoa; Chordata; Actinopteri; Syngnathiformes; Syngnathidae
Product: SREBP regulating gene protein
Exons: 5
Coding region: 478-1080 (200 amino acids)
Biological process (GO): positive regulation of SREBP signaling pathway
Source: RefSeq, a predicted model, not a curated record